UAAUGUCUCUCUCUCCACGCACAAAAGGUCUAAAAGCCACACCACACACAUCAGUCACCAGACGUAGCAGAGAGCCUCACUGUUGCAGAGAGCACUCAGUACUGUUCUGUUUCUCUGAUACCUCUCUCUCUCCUCUCUCUUUUAACAUUGUCCAAAUUAAAAAUCUAAACUUUUUUUCUAGUUUUUUUUUUUUCUUUAAUAGAAAAGUUUUUUUUCUCCACGGCUUAAAGACUCACUCAUCACUGUGCUACUACUCUCUCUUCUUUUGGCUGAGAGGGUAAAAGUCAUGAAGAAACUCCUCUGAGUUUUUUUUCUUUCUUUCUUAUAAUAAAGCUCUUAUCUUUAUCUCUGUUUCUCUCUCUUUAAUGGGUGGUUUAAUCGAUCUGAACGUGAUGGAGACGGAGGAAGACGAAACGCAAACGCAAACACCGUCUUCAGCUUCUGGGUCUGUCUCUCCUACUUCGUCUUCUUCAGCUUCUGUGUCUGUGGUGUCUUCGAAUUCUGCUGGUGGAGGGGUUUGUUUGGAGCUGUGGCAUGCUUGUGCUGGACCCCUUAUCUCUCUACCAAAAAGAGGAAGCCUUGUGUUGUAUUUCCCUCAGGGACAUUUGGAACAAGCCCCCGAUUUCUCCGCCGCGAUUUACGGGCUCCCUCCUCACGUGUUCUGUCGUAUUCUCGAUGUUAAGCUUCACGCAGAGACGACUACAGAUGAAGUUUAUGCUCAAGUCUCUCUUCUUCCUGAGUCAGAGGACAUUGAGAGGAAGGUGCGUGAAGGAAUUAUAGAUGUUGAUGGUGGAGAGGAAGAUUAUGAAGUGCUUAAGAGGUCUAAUACUCCUCACAUGUUUUGCAAAACCCUUACUGCUUCUGAUACAAGCACCCAUGGUGGUUUCUCUGUUCCUCGCCGAGCUGCUGAGGAUUGCUUCCCUCCUCUGGACUAUAGCCAGCCCCGGCCUUCUCAGGAGCUUCUUGCUAGGGAUCUUCAUGGCCUGGAGUGGCGAUUUCGCCACAUUUAUCGAGGGCAACCUAGGAGGCAUUUGCUCACUACCGGGUGGAGUGCGUUUGUGAACAAGAAGAAGCUUGUCUCUGGUGAUGCUGUGCUUUUCCUUAGAGGAGAUGAUGGCAAACUGCGACUGGGAGUUAGAAGAGCUUCUCAAAUCGAAGGCACCGCUGCUCUCUCGGCUCAAUAUAAUCAGAAUAUGAACCACAACAAUUUCUCUGAAGUAGCUCAUGCCAUAUCGACCCAUAGCGUUUUCAGCAUUUCCUACAACCCCAAGGCAAGCUGGUCAAACUUCAUAAUCCCUGCACCAAAGUUCUUGAAGGUUGUUGACUAUCCCUUUUGCAUUGGGAUGAGAUUUAAAGCGAGGGUUGAAUCUGAAGAUGCAUCUGAGAGAAGAUCCCCUGGGAUUAUAAGUGGUAUCAGCGACUUGGAUCCAAUCAGGUGGCCUGGUUCAAAAUGGAGAUGCCUUUUGGUAAGGUGGGACGACAUUGUGGCAAAUGGGCAUCAACAGCGUGUCUCGCCAUGGGAGAUCGAACCAUCUGGUUCCAUCUCCAAUUCAGGCAGCUUCGUAACAACUGGUCCCAAGAGAAGCAGGAUUGGCUUUUCCUCAGGAAAGCCUGAUAUCCCUGUCUCUGAGGGGAUUCGCGCCACAGACUUUGAGGAAUCAUUGAGAUUCCAGAGGGUCUUGCAAGGUCAAGAAAUUUUUCCGGGUUUUAUCAACACUUGUUCGGAUGGUGGAGCCGGUGCCAGGAGAGGCCGCUUCAAAGGAACAGAAUUUGGUGACUCUUAUGGUUUCCAUAAGGUCUUGCAAGGUCAAGAAACAGUUCCCGCCUACUCAAUAACCGAUCAUCGGCAGCAGCACGGGUUGAGCCAGAGGAACAUUUGGUGUGGGCCGUUCCAGAACUUUAGUACACGUAUCCUCCCCCCAUCUGUAUCAUCAUCACCCUCUUCCGUCUUGCUUACCAACUCGAACAGUCCUAACGGACGUCUGGAAGACCAUCACGGAGGUUCAGGCAGAUGCAGGCUGUUUGGUUUCCCAUUAACCGACGAAACCACAGCAGUUGCAUCUGCGACGGCUGUCCCCUGCGUUGAAGGGAAUUCCAUGAAAGGUGCGUCAGCUGUUCAAAGCAAUCAUCAUCAUUCGCAAGGAAGGGACAUCUAUGCAAUGAGAGACAUGUUGCUAGACAUUGCUCUCUAGAAGGGUUCUUUGGUUUCUGUGUUUUAUUUGCUUGUGGCUUAAGUAAAGUUCUUAUUUUAGUUGAUGAUGACUUGCUGCUAACUUUUGGAAUGUCACAAGUUGUGACUUAUGAGAGACUUGUAAACUUGGUUCAAGAAUGUUCUGUGUUAGGUUCAAUUUAAAAAGUGUUUGCAUCAAUUCCGGUUAUUUGUGUUUGUACCAACCGGUUCAAUUCGUAAUUCUAAUUUAACCGGAAGGA
This is a messenger RNA of Arabidopsis thaliana (thale cress), 2430 nucleotides long. It is a transcript of the gene ETT, whose product is annotated as Transcriptional factor B3 family protein / auxin-responsive factor AUX/IAA-like protein. Lineage: Eukaryota; Viridiplantae; Streptophyta; Magnoliopsida; Brassicales; Brassicaceae. The coding region runs from base 366 to 2192 and encodes 608 amino acids. The record is from RefSeq and is marked reviewed. The transcript is spliced from 10 exons. Gene Ontology annotation, molecular function: DNA binding. Gene Ontology annotation, cellular component: nucleus. Gene Ontology annotation, biological process: response to hormone; regulation of DNA-templated transcription.